Messenger RNA from Gadus chalcogrammus (walleye pollock), 540 nucleotides. Its product is annotated as gamma-crystallin S-1-like. Lineage: Eukaryota; Metazoa; Chordata; Actinopteri; Gadiformes; Gadidae. The coding region runs from base 1 to 540 and encodes 179 amino acids. The record is from RefSeq and is a predicted model, not a curated record. The transcript is spliced from 3 exons. Gene Ontology annotation, molecular function: structural constituent of eye lens. Gene Ontology annotation, biological process: lens development in camera-type eye; visual perception.
AUGAUGGGAAAGGUCAUCUUCUACGAGGGAAGGAACUUCGAGGGCCGUCACUAUGAGUGCAACGUCGACUGUGCCGACAUGCACUCGCACAUCUCCCAUUGCAACUCCAUCCGCGUCGACACGGGCUGCUGGAUGGCCUACGAGAAGCCCAACUACUCGGGCUACCAGUACAUUCUGACCAAGGGCAAGUACACCGACCACCACCGCUGGUCCGGCUUCAACGACCUGAUCCGCUCCUGUCGCAUGAUUCCUGCAUACAACGGUAACUACAAGCUGAAGAUCUUCGAGAGGACUGACUUCGGGGGCAAGAUGACAGAGUUGAGCGACGACUGCCCGAACCUGCAGGACCGCUUCCACCUGAGGGACGUGUCCUCCUGCAACGUGGUGGAGGGCUACUGGAUCCUCCACGAGCAUCCCAACUACAGGGGCCGCCAGUACUACUUGCGACCCGGGGAGUACAACAAGCACGGCGACUGGGGCAGCAUGAGCUCCACCAUCGGCUCAGUGCGGCGCAUCACAGAGGUGAAGCAGGCCUACUAG